Messenger RNA from Chinchilla lanigera (long-tailed chinchilla), 2875 nucleotides. RefSeq names its product coiled-coil domain containing 27 (gene Ccdc27). The record is from RefSeq and is a predicted model, not a curated record. The transcript is spliced from 11 exons. NCBI's taxonomy places the organism in Eukaryota, Metazoa, Chordata, Mammalia, Rodentia, Chinchillidae. Bases 18 to 1697 code for a protein of 559 amino acids.
UUGGUCUCACCUUCCCGAUGUUCCUGAAGCGGACCAGCGGGUCAGAGAGGCACAGCACGACCCUGAACCCAAUCGCCCAGGGCCUGUGCACCCUGCACAAUGUGGCUUGCAGGGAUAUCCGGAGCUCAGAACAGAGGCUGCGCCAGGCUUGCCACGGCCUCAGGAAGUCCGCCCUGGCCAACAGCUACCGGAAGAUGAACGCGUCCCCGGCUGUCCCCAGCCUCAGGGGCUUUGAGGCGGAGACGGAGGAGAUGAGGAGGGCGUUCUUCGCGCGGCCUGGCUGCCCUCAGUUCUGCACCAAGGCCACCUCUGUGUCCCACCUGGAUACGGCGUCCUCCAUUGAUCUGCCCAGGCUGGGUGUCGAGGACUGGCUCCUGGGCCGGCAGGACUCGGACCGGAGCGUGGACGGACAAGUCCUGGGCAGCAAGAGCGCCUGCGAGCUCAGCUUGAGGAGGAGGAGCUCGGCCCAGACCCUGAGCCCUGUGUCCAGCUCCACAGUCCCCAGCCAGAGGCUGCCCUGGUACAUCUCGGUCAUCCACGAGAAGGAGCGCUCCCUGCUGGUGCUGGGAGAAGAGGUCCGGCGCUUCUCAGAGCUAGAGGGGAAGCUGCAGGAGAAAGACCAGGAGAUCCUGGCGCUGCAGCGGGAGAUGGAGGCCCUGCGGAAGCAGCUGAAAUGCAUCCUGCGGAGCAAGGGCCUCGAGACAUCGCCAUUCCCGUCCCGGAGGGAGUCGCCCUUGGAGGAUGGGCUGGCACUGGGGAGGCUGAGCUUCCUGAAGCCCCACAUGGAGCAGGAGGACCUGCAGCUCCCUGAGCAGCCACAAGAAGAGGACACCCAGGCCGAGUUCAGCAGGGAGCUGUCCCUGCAGCUGGGUGGUGGUGAGGAGGACCAGGCCCCCGGUGCAGAGCCCAAGGUGGCCGGGGACGGCGGAGCAAGGGACAGUGCCGGCAGAGCGGGGAUCGUGCAGGAGGAGGCCGCAGCAGACGAGGAGCGGGGGAAGGAGUUGGAGGAGGACGACGAGGAGGAGGACCUGACCCAGGAAGGGGACAGCUCCUGGGGACGGGGCUUCUCGAUGACCGAGUCCUUUGAGGACGAGCUCCUGGCCCAGCUGGAGGAGUACGAGCGCCUGAUGCUGGAGUUCCACAGCGAGCUGGACGCCACGCGGAUCGGAUACUGCCUCGCCGUAGGAACCACGGGGUCCUUGCAGCGGCAGCUGGCUUACCAAGAGUCCCAGAUGGGGAAGGUCGUCAUGGAAAACGAGGCCCUGCAGAAGGAGCUCCGUGAGCGGAAGCAGCAGCUGCAGGCCAUGUCCGACAAGUUCUCCAGGCUCCGGGAAGACAAGAAGCACCUGGAGAUGAUGGGGCACAUUGAGAAGGACAACCUCGACCUCCGCCAGCGCGUGUCAGACCUGGAGAGCGAGCUCGCCAAGCGGGACCUCACCAUUGCGGAGAUGAUCUCCAAGGUCAGCGAGCUGCAGGCGCAGCUCAGCCUGGAGCAGGAGCACGUGCAGCGGUGGAAGCAGCUGCAGGAGGACGUGCGGAGCAGGAACGAGGCCGUCCAACAGUCAGAGCAGCAGGCCCGCGUGGCCCUGGAGAGCGCCCAGGCCCGGGUAUGCCCGGCGCCACUGGGGUCCGCUGGAUCCUUUUCUCGGCCUGGCGUCACAGUUCUGAAAUCUUUAGAGCAGACAGAUACUCCCUAAAGAUGAACAUUGCUGUAUGCAGAGCUCCGAGGAGAGUGACCCACAUCUCACAGCAACCAAGGGUACAAAUCGGAAGGCAAACUUGGUUCUGCUUGUAGUCACCAAUCGGGCGUCUGCAGGGCAAGGGUUAAGUCACACAGCAAAAAUGGCUUUCAGGGCCCCACUGCCACAGGAGAAAACACAGGUCGUGCUUUUAAUGGGCAGAGGAAGGGCCCAGGGCUCUGCUUUCCUCCCUGUCCCUGCAGUGAUCUCUGCUGUGUUACUGUCCUUGCAGACUGAGAUGGGGACUUGAGGAUUUGGUGCUGAUUGGGGAGUGUAGGGACCCAGGCUGGGCACCCUAGGGCCCACCUCUGCUGGUGCAUAGGCCAAGCCCCUCAUUUUCUCCACACUGCUGGCACGGAGCAUGGUGCUUGGGAAGCAUUGGUCACCUAAUACGUCCUGGGGAGGAAAGGACUCCUCUUCAGUCAAGUCCAGGGAUGUGACUGUCCCUUAAACCUGCCCAACAGGCAAAACAGCAUUGUGGGGCCCCUGGCGGCACCAGGUCCCCGUGUGGGCUCCCUGGGCACCUCUGCACUCGGAGCCCUGGAUGUGGAAGGGCAAGGAGUUGGUGGGGUGCCUGGGAUGGGGGACCUGUCUAGGGCCCCUGGCUGUGGGGUGGAGGGGUGCCCUGUGGUUUCACAGUGGCGAUGAGCUUGCCCAGGUGGGAGCAGACUGGCAAACCUCAACCACACACUCCCAAGGGCUUUGCGAGUCCUCCCGGGGUACAGCACGGUGCCCUGGGUCAUGAAGAGGGAGGGCCAGGAGCCCAUGGGUGGGGUUCUGCCAACCAAUGUUCAAGGACAAAACCCAGGGCCAGCCGAGCUCCCCACCUGCAGUGUGUCUGCAGAGCUCGAGGGCGAGGACAGUGGCCUGGGUCGCGUGCAGCUUCCCUCCGUUGGUCUUAAACCAUGUGCGGUUGUGCUUUUCCAGCUUACAGACAGGCGAGGAGUCGGUCGUGGAGGGCCUCCCACCAGCUGGGUGUCGUCCCCACUUCCCAGCGCCCAGGCGCCCAGGAGAUUCCACCUCUUGGGCCCCUGUCCAGUCCUAAGGCCAUGACGGGCAAGGCCAGGAUGUUCCUUCUGGGCCCUCGGGCCCUGCACAUGGCGCCAACGUGGCGUCGCCCUGGGGUGACUGCGUCG